CAGGUUGCUUUGGGAAAUACAGCCCCAGGUGAGGUCAGAUGCAGUGUAAAGGAAAAACGCAUUGUUGACAGGUGAACGGAAAUCCCAAACCAAUAUAAGAAGAAAUGGAUUUGAACAAAACUGUACUAUGCGAAAGUCUUAUUAUUUGGUUGCAGACCUUCAACACUGCUGCACCAUGCAAGACAGCACAGGACCUGACUACUGGAGUUGCCAUGUCACAGGCACUCCAUCAAAUAGACCCCACAUGGUUCAGUGAAAGUUGGCUGAGCCGUAUUAAAGGAGACGUGGGUGACAACUGGCGACUAAAGAUGAACAACCUGAAAAAGGUCCUUCAGAUGAUCGUGGAUUACUAUAAUGAGGUUCUGGCCCAACAGAUUUCUGAUUUCCCCCUGCCGGAUCUGGUCCAAGUCGCUGAACACUCCGAACCUGUGGAACUAGGGCGCCUCCUACAGCUGAUUUUGGGCUGUGCUGUCAAAUGUGAAAGGAAACAAGAAUAUAUUCAGAUCAUCAUGACUUUGGAGGAGUCCGUGCAACAUGUUGUGAUGACUGCCAUUCAAGAGCUAAUGAGUAGGGAAUCCAUGGCACAUUUUGGAGCAGAACCCCUUGGGGACAUUGAACUGCAGCUAAAGAAGGCUAUGGAGGAUAUGGCUGAGCUCAUGGCACAGAAAGAAGAGCUGGCACAGCGGUGCCAGGAGCUGGAUAUUCAGGUCACUGUGCUUCAGGAGGAGAGGAACAGCCUGCUGGCGGAGAAUGAUGUGCUGACUGACAGGGCCAACCAGCUAGACUCCUUCGAUGACCCCAGUACCCCCUCAGGGAAGAAGCAUAGCCAGCUCCAGCUGCAGCUUGAACAGCUGCAGGAGGAGAAUUUCAGACUGGAGGCUGCUAAAGAUGACUACCGCAUCCACUGUGAGGAGCUGGAGAAGCAGCUUAUAGAGGUGCAGCACCGUAACGAUGAGCUGACUAGCCUGGCAGAGGAGUCCCGCUCACUCAAGGACGAGCUGGACAUCCUGAGGAGCUGCUCAGACCGGGCGGUCAAGCUGGAGGCCUCAGUGGAGACCUAUAGGAAGAAGCUGGAGGACCUAAGCGACCUGCGACGCCAGGUGAAGACUCUGGAGGAGAAGAACAUGACCUACAUGCAAAACACUGUCAGCCUGGAAGAGGAGCUUCGCAAGGCCAAUGCAGCUCGCACGCAGCUGGAAACCUACAAGAGACAGGUCCAAGAGCUGCACAGAAAACUGUCAGAGGAGUCCCGGAGGGCAGAUAAUUUGGCCUUUGAAAUGAAGAAGUUUGAAGAAAAACAUGAAACUGUGCUAAAAGAAAAAGAGAGGAUAAUCAUUGAGCGGGACUCCUUAAAAGAGACUAAUGAGGAACUGCGAUGUAACCAAGCCCAGCAAGAUCAGCUCAUGCAAGCAGGACUUUUUCCUACUGGAAGUCCAAGCCAUGAUAACCUUGCUGCUGAAAUCUUGCCGAUAGAGUUCAGGGAGAAAUUUAUUCGAUUACAGCAUGAGAACAAGAUGCUGCGUGUGCAGCAGGAGGGCUCUGAGAACGACCGCAUUGUUGAGCUGCAGGUUCAGCUCGAGGAAGCCCACCGCCACAAAAGCGAGCUGGACACUGAGAAGAGGUUGAACCAGGAAAGGAUCUGUGAACUACAGCUUCAAGUGGAGGAUCUCCAGAAAGCCCUACAGGGGCAGGGAGCCAAGACUGAGGACUCUCACCUGAAAAAGAAGCUUGAUGCUCACAUGGUGCAGCUAAAUGAAGCCCAGGAUGAGAUUAUGAAGAAAAAGGAGCUGCUUGAAGACCUGCAGCCAGACACUGCACAGACUACACUGAAGAUAGAUGAGCUGCUGGCUGCCCUCAAGAAGAAAGAUGAGGACAUGAGAGCGAUGGAGGAUCGCUACAAGAUGUACUUGGAAAAGGCCCGCAAUGUGAUAAGGGCUCUGGAUCCCAAGCUGAACCCAGCCACUGUUGAGAUCCAGUCCCUCAAGAAUCAACUUGCAGAGAAGGAUAAGAGAAUCAUCAGUCUGGAGCGUGAGUGUGAGCAGGCAAAACUUCGAGAAUACGAAGAAAAGCUGAUUGUUACUGCAUGGUACAACAAGAGCCUGAGCUUCCAGAAGCUUGCCAUCGAAUCCCGGCUGGCUAGUCGGUCCUCUUCCUCCAUCGUGCCGCCCGGACAGUCCUUCCUGGCCCAGCAGCGGCAGGUGACCAACGCUCGGCGCACCGUUUCCGUCAACGUGCCGGCCUCGUCCUCUAAGUAGCAGCACUUCCGCACACCCUCCCCAAGUGCACUCUCAAGUGACCUUAAGCACACUGCUCUCAGCUCUUCUUGUCCACUUCUUGGGAGACAUGCAUGCGACAACAUGAACGUGAGGACUUAGGGACGCUGUUUCAGCUUUCCCUGGCUGCCGGCUGCAAUCCUGUACCUGGGCUCCGUUUAGAAUAAUAGCUAACUGGCAUCAGGUCUAACUGACAGGUUUAGUGAAUGGAUAUUGAUUUGGAACUGAUCAAGCUUUUAUUUAUCUUCUUAUGUCGUCAUAUUCAUAUUACGUCAGGGAAAUAAAUAACCUUUUGUACUUGUAUAUGUGUGUAGUGCAGCAAGAUUCAAAAUCAAGUGAAAAGCAACAGAUGUUGUGUUUCUAUUUAUACCUCCAGUCAAUGUGUAUUUCAGCUGUGGGGUUUUUAAAACAAUAAUUUACCUAGAUGAUUUCAGGACUUCAGCACUAUUAUCAGUUGAAUAUCACUUCCAGAAUGAAGUGUUGUGUAAUCCUUUGACUAAGCUAUGCAGUUUGGAGAUGAGUCUACCAUUCAUUGAAGAAUGACCUUGGCAAAUGUUUUCAGUCAGACUAGAACCAUCUCUGUGAACUAGGUGUACAAAUAACAUUAAAAACAAAGGCAAAUUGGUGCUGGACAUCAUAAUUUCUCUUUUGUGGUGCAUAUAAUUUCACUCACAUCAUGCAGUGCAGAAAAGAGUUCCUGAAGGAAGGAUAAAAUAUAUUGCAUACAUGAACAUGUUUAUCUUGGAAAACGUGUGUGAAUAUGUGUAGAGGGGCUGCAAAGAAAUGUUGAUGAAUUUGAAAUGAUUAGACUUGACAUGGUACGUUUUGUACAAAAUGUGAAAUGAUGAAAUGAAAUCAUUUAGAAAGGCUUUUUUCUACAGAAAAGUGUCAAACAAGGAUUCUAUUUGGUCAACAUUAGUAAAGCAGGGUUUACAUGCCAGCAUUUGAAUAAAGUAUAUGGAAAAAGCUGUCAGAAUAUGAUAAUAUUUACAGUUCAUGGUUUAGUAGGACUCAUAGGUAAACAUACCCAUAAUACAUUAUGAAUGUGACUCAUUGUACUGUUCUUCAUAGAACUCUUGAUUCACAGUGGAAACUGUAAUAGAUAAAAGGCACAGCCUAAGAUGGGUUUGCAAGCUGGGCCAUAGGGCAUCAGGAACUCCGUAGCACUGGUCUGCUCUGUGCUACUUUUUGUGUCACCUUAAGUUGCGCAAGUUCAAUAUCAUCAAGAAAGCUGCGGUCUCAAAUUCAGUCCAGCAUACCUGUUUAUUUAAAAAAUGCGUAUCAAAUUUGUGUCAUGCAUAAAUACUGUUUAGAUAAAUUGAAUCUGAAGAAAUUGAAUUUACUUAAAAGUAGAACGGUGGAUUUAAAUCUCAAAAUUGUACUGGAUGAAACCAAAAUUGUAAUUCCUCAGAUUACUCUGUCAGAAAAAAUAUGCUGAAUGAAAUGUAAUUUACCAAUGGAGUAAAAAUUUGGAUGUACUUUUGAAAUUAAUUAAAAUAAAGUUCUUUUUAAUA
Conger conger (European conger) is the source of this 3787-nucleotide messenger RNA. RefSeq names its product hook microtubule-tethering protein 1 (gene hook1). Gene Ontology annotation, cellular component: cytoplasm; centrosome. Bases 105 to 2255 code for a protein of 716 amino acids. Gene Ontology annotation, biological process: cytoskeleton-dependent intracellular transport; cytoplasmic microtubule organization. The record is from RefSeq and is a predicted model, not a curated record. The transcript has 22 exons. Lineage: Eukaryota; Metazoa; Chordata; Actinopteri; Anguilliformes; Congridae. Gene Ontology annotation, molecular function: dynein light intermediate chain binding; microtubule binding.